UAUACAUUUAUUAUAUUUAUACAUUUAUUAUAUUUAUACAUUUAUUAUAUUUAUAUAUUUAUUAUAUUUAUACAUUUAUUAUAUAAUGGAUGUGACACUGCAGAAACAUUGUGCAAAGUUUAUAUAUGCCGUACCUGAUGGGUUACAUGAGUUGAUGAGUGAUAUUUCAAGAGAGGUUUUAAGAUUCCAACCCGAGGACAUUUACACAUUUAUUGCUGAUUAUUUAGAUGCUCUACUUAUCACCAGAGAAAACGCCAGAGUUGCAUCAAGGUUAGUAACUACAAUAACUCGAAUUGCGAUUACCACUGUUGAUUUACUGGAGCAAACGGGUAUGAGAUACGAGGAGGCAGACAGAGUGGUUUCUGUAAUUCAAGAAGUGUUCAGGAGACACAUGGACAUCAAACCUUCAGACAAUUUAUCUAGCAACGAUGACCUCGAUGAGGAAAAUGUUGUGACUGAAAUCAUCUGUCUGUCCAGCGUACCUUCAUAUAUAGCCGAUGAAGCGGGAUUGAUCAUACAAAAGGCGUAUCAAAUGUUUAAGGAAAGGAAACAAUUUGAAAGGAACCUUUUGGAGAACAUGCUGGAUUGGAGAGUUGCUGCUCGGAGUGCCAUUCACCUUUAUAGAAAAACAGGAGUCAGUAAGGAAGAAGCUGACAGAGCAGCAACAUUAAUAAAGGCUGCGUAUAAAGGUUAUUACACUAGAAGGCAAAUCAGCAAAUGGUGUGAAAUGGAAAAAGCACAUCCUCAAAAAGAUAUAACUAAUGUCGAAUUUCUCAAUCAAUCAGAUGAAAAUGAAGAGCUUAGGGAAGACAGCAUUGGCAAUUAUAGAAAAAUUGCAAAAUAUUCUGUGUGCGACGAAGAGGUAACAGAAUAUGAAAUACCCACCUUAGCAUUCAGUCUUGAUGAGGAUACUUCUGCUGAUCAGAAUGAAAUUACAAAGUCUCUUACUACAAGCGAGGUUGAAACUGAAGAAGUUCCAGUAACUUCCAUAACAGCACCAGAAGGUACAGCACAAGUUGAAACAGAUGAAGAUAUUUCUGGAGCACCGCUUUCGAAUAUUUCGAGUCUUGAAGAGGAAAAUUAGCUUUAUAACUAUAUUUAUAUUAUAUUAUACAAUAAAAUAUUUAUUACAGAAGUAUUUAGCUGAUAUCCACAUGAAUAAAAAUCGUUUUGAAUAUUUU
Messenger RNA from Aethina tumida (small hive beetle), 1181 nucleotides. RefSeq lists its product as uncharacterized. Lineage: Eukaryota; Metazoa; Arthropoda; Insecta; Coleoptera; Nitidulidae. The record is from RefSeq and is a predicted model, not a curated record. Gene Ontology annotation, molecular function: calmodulin binding. The transcript has 7 exons. Bases 86 to 1084 code for a protein of 332 amino acids.